Molecule: messenger RNA, 1989 nt
Organism: Dendrobium catenatum
Lineage: Eukaryota; Viridiplantae; Streptophyta; Magnoliopsida; Asparagales; Orchidaceae
Product: IST1 homolog
Exons: 7
Coding region: 166-1653 (495 amino acids)
Biological process (GO): protein transport
Source: RefSeq, a predicted model, not a curated record
GCGUGUCCUUUGUCGUGUCCGUAGCGGUGCCCAGUCGAAGAGUAUUUCGCAUGAAGAGAACUGGACCCCUUAUCGGAUCCUUCAAGCUGAAGGCAAAGCCACCGUCUUUCUCUAGAGAGUGUAGCAGAUCUUGUAUUGGUUUUGGUGUCUGCUUCGCCGAUCACCAUGCUCGACUCGUUCUUUAAUAAGGGUUUCAAAGCGGCAAAAUGCAAAACUCUGCUGAAGCUGACAAUUCCUAGGAUAAAGCUCCUGCGGAAUAGAAGGGAGAUCCAGUUGAAGCAGAUGCGAAAGAAUAUUGCCAGCCUUCUCCAGAAUGGGCAAGAAGCUACUGCCCGUAUUAGGGUGGAACACAUAAUUCGGGAGGAGAACAUGAUGGCUGCACAAGAGAUCAUUGAGCUAUUCUGUGAGCUCAUUACUGUUCGCCUUCCAAUAAUUGAGAUUCAAAGGGAAUGUCCAUUAGACCUCAAAGAAGCAAUCUCAAGCAUAUGCUUUGCAGCACCUAGGUGCUCAGACUUGCCUGAACUGUUGCAGGUGCAGAUGUUAUUUGCAAACAAGUAUGGAAAGGAAUUUGUUGCAGCUGCUACAGAACUGAUCCCAGAUUGUGGAGUAAAUCGCCAGCUUAUUCAAUUAUUGUCUGUUCAUGCUCCUUCUGUGGAAACAAAAUUGAAACUACUCAAGGAAAUUGCUGAAGAGCAUGAGGUAGACUGGGAUCCAGCUUCCACAGAAACGGAGUUUCUUAAGCCUCAUGAAGAUUUGCUGAAUGGACCAAACAAUAUCAGUAGCAGUCCUACAUUACCUCUUCCAAAAGAGAGGCAUAUUUCUUCCCCAACUAAGAACACUGUUGAAGAGAUGCAGGAACCUGAUUUAGAUUCUGGUGAUGAUUCAUGGGAUCUCCCAGAAGUGCCAAGAGGUUCAGUUCAAGCUAAUUCCGAUUCCCCUCAAUCACCGGCCAUUCUUUUGCGUCCACCUCCUCCGCCAUUCAAUUCCGAGAUUGAACAAGAGGAAACAAAAACUUUCCCUUCAUAUACUGCAGAGCCUAAAUCAGAAAGUCUUAGCCACUCUGUUACUGCCAGUGGAAACAAACAGUUUAUCCCUUUUGUGUCUCCACCUUCUCCCCCAUCUCCCCCAUCUCCCCCAUCUUCAUCUUCAUUACAUGCAAUGCAAACAGAGGCAUCUCCUCCCCCCUCUCAAAUCAAGCCUGAGCUUAAAGAAGACCUGCAGGAUGUCCUGGCUGCUGCUCAGACAGCUGCAGAUUCAGCCGAACGAGCUGCUGCAGCAGCUCGUGCUGCCGCAAGCCUUGCCCAGGUAAGAAUUGCUGAACUUUCGAUAAAGAAAAAGAGCCAAUCCUCUCAUGAUUUUGAGAAUGAAGGGGAGAAUCCAACGUGGAACCAGCAGAAUUCAGUUGAUGAGUUAAAGCCUGUUCCAUCAUGGGAUUCAAUCUCCCCAGCUCAAGAUUUGCCCAAGAUGGAAGCUGGCUCACCAGAUUAUACCGGAUUGGUUCCUGAGUAUGAUUCAGUUCAUAAACCUCAGAGAUCUACUUCAAUGGAGGAUGAUCCAUAUUUCUCCUACCCCAAUUUGUUCAGCAGACAAGAGUCAAAUCUCCUCGCUCGUUUUUCAUCUUCAGAUAAUUCUCGGCCAGCUCAUGAUACCUGAUGGCAGCUUCAAACAAAAUCCUGGCUUCGUUGGUUCCAUUAUUUGCGCCAAUUUAGUGUUGUGCUUUUAUGUUCCUAAAGAGCAGAACAUUGAGAGAGUUUCAUGUACAGGUGCUAUCAAUUGUCUUUAGUAAAAGCUAAUGGUUAUUGCCUCUCCUCAUCAACUCGAUGGACUUGCUAAGUAUUUAUUUACUUCGCUCUUUGGAUUCCUUUGUUUGUUCUUCAUUAAAUGGUGGCUCUCAUCACCACCUAUAGUGAUCCAAAUGUAUUUUCCUGUUCCUUAGUACCAGAAAGUGUGGUUCUUGGUCUAAUAAAUUAUAUCUCGAGCUUAUAAAUC